Messenger RNA from Egretta garzetta (little egret), 2782 nucleotides. It is a transcript of the gene LSM7, whose product is annotated as LSM7 homolog, U6 small nuclear RNA and mRNA degradation associated. The record is from RefSeq and is a predicted model, not a curated record. Gene Ontology annotation, cellular component: U6 snRNP; U12-type spliceosomal complex; spliceosomal tri-snRNP complex. The transcript is spliced from 4 exons. The coding region runs from base 1 to 348 and encodes 115 amino acids. NCBI's taxonomy places the organism in Eukaryota, Metazoa, Chordata, Aves, Pelecaniformes, Ardeidae. Gene Ontology annotation, biological process: nuclear-transcribed mRNA catabolic process; mRNA splicing, via spliceosome. Gene Ontology annotation, molecular function: RNA binding.
AUGUGCAAGUACAAGAGAUGUAGAAGUAUUGCAAAAUAUGAGGAUAAGGAGAAGAAGAAGAAGGAGAGCAUCCUGGACCUCUCCAAAUACAUCGACAAAACAAUCCGAGUGAAAUUCCAAGGUGGCAGAGAAGCGAGUGGUGUCUUGAAAGGAUUUGACCCUCUUCUGAACCUUGUGCUCGAUGGUACCAUUGAAUAUAUGCGAGAUCCAGAUGAUCAAUACAAAUUAACAGAGGACACACGCCAGCUGGGACUUGUGGUUUGCAGAGGGACUUCUGUGGUUCUUAUUUGUCCGCAGGAUGGAAUGGAGGCUAUUCCAAACCCUUUCAUUCAGCAGCAAGAUGGCUAAUGAUUUCUUUGGAUUGUCUCUGAAGAGUUCAAGGGUGCAAAUCAUUGGAGAAAACUACCAUUGUGUGAGAAGCUUCCUGUUUUGGGGGAGGACUUUGUGUAUUUGUUAGUGUGAAAGUACAGUCAACUUUUCAUUUCGUGGCUUUCCUUAAAUGAGGAGAGAAUGGGGCACGGUGUGUAAGAAGUAAGUUCUGAUUUUGCCCUCCUCUCCCCAAAUAAAUGUGUAACUGCAUUGUUUAGAGCUGACAGGAGAGAAUAUAUUGUCAUGGAAUUGUCUGAGACCCUCUUGAUCUUGUGAGUUUUGAAGCAACCACAUAAAAUUAGUAAAGAAUGCCCUGAAUGUUGGUUAUAUUAUUUACAUUUUUAAAUACAUUGAAAUGUAUUUAAUUAAAUUAAUCUAAAGCCUUAGAAACAUUAGAAACAUGUUUUUUCUUCCUCUUAGAUGUCAGUCCUCAGCUGGUACACAUUGUGUUGUAGUCAUCCUGCUGUUGAGUUCAGUUUCUUUUGCCUGCUUGCUCCAGCGCAUGCAGGGAAAUUUCCUUGCAUGGUACCUUGUCAUCACCUGUACAGGCUACGUAGCUGAGAAGAUCUUUUCUAGCACUUGUUCCAAAUCUUGUGGGCUGUGUAUCAGAAGGCUCCCACAUUUCCACAGGAGGACUGGACCAGCUUCUAGGAUGAUUCUUGGCUGAGUGACGUGAACCUUAAGGAAGUAUCUAUUUGAUGCUUGGAAUUUUAGGGGAAGAACAUUUGAGAUUCUAAUGUUCAACUGUAGGCAGUGUCUGGAAAUACUGCAUAUUUUUAUAUUGUUGCUAUCCACUUGUGGUUCUGCGUGUUAUAACUUGAUUUGUAAGUAAACAUUUUUAUUUCUUUUAUACUGCAGAAAUAGCAAGAUUUGAGGAGUUUUGAGUGAAUAAAUACAAAUCAGUCUGUUCCUAAAUGUCUGGUUUUUAGUCUGAAAAAGCACUGUACAGCUGACACUGCAGUUUUCCACGGCUGCAAAUCUAAAUGAAACUUGUUCAGGAGGUGUGUAAACACAGCAAAAUCAGGAGGGACCAGAUCGGAAGCCAUGCUCUGCUCUAAGACAGGGAGUCGAUGCAAAAUGACUGAGAGCAUCUGGCCCCUUCUCUGAGGACUCGUGUGCUUCAACUCGAGGCAUUUUAAAGACUCUCUAGUAGAGGACAUGCCCGUAGGCUGUGUGUAACCUGCUUCUGCCACCUGCUUUUCCUGGGGACCCUUUAUGAGGAGGCUGUGGCAGAGUAAAUUGGUUUGGUGGCAGCAGCAGUCUUGUUCCUAGAGGUUGUCAAGAAAACACACCAAGGACAGGUUGUACUGGCUUUUCACUUUGGCAACAGUGCUGGACUCCUGUCCAUACCCUUUCCUGGUUCAGCUCUGAAAUGGACGGGAACUUGGAGUAAAUAAAUUCCAGUUCAGUGUAUCUGACUUUUCCAGGAGGCUAUGAAACUAGGGACCAGUUGUCUUGUGUGGCAUAUUGCCUGUGUAAACUUGAGUGCUUCUGGAUUUUAAUCUCCUAGGGGUUCAUUCUUCGAGCUUCACAGAGCUGUCCGUUGAGUCAUGCUCCUUCCAAUGUAAUUUUUUUCUAACGCUACAAAACUUGUUCUUCAUGCAAUUGCACAAUUCAAAAGAGACUCCUUAUUUAGAGUUCUCGGAGCAGAAUUUGCUCGCCAUCAGCCUGAGUAGUCUUGAACUGUCCCUUGAGUGGGAGAGAGAUUGCUGGUUAUUGAUAACACACUGCACCAUCUCUGCGCUCUUGUUUCCUGAGCGUAGCGUCAGAUGUGUUGAAGCUCUCUUGAGUGGAUUCCAGGCUCUAGGUGCAGAGGGUACAGAGAGAUCUACCUGAAGUCAUGUGUCAAGUGCAUAAACCCUGGAAAGGGGCAUGUUUCCAGCAUUUCCUGCUCGGUUGAUAGGUUGCUCUGUCUCCAUUGCAAGGUACACGGUUGUCUUUUUUUGCCGUACAGACAUCUGGGUUAUAUUUGGGGGUCAAGUACCUGAAAAUAAGAAUAUGAAAACGGUAGCUGAAUUUUAAAUGUGCAUAUGCUUUUCUGUUGGAUUCAUUCCUAAACGUGACUCCCUGUAAAACCAUUCAUAACAGCAGCUUUGCAGAAAGCCUCUUCCAGAAAUGCAGGAGGGAACCUCCAGGGGUAAAAAAGGUGCUCUUGAGCCAGAGCGCGUUGUUCUGCUUGCUGAACUCCACUGGGAAACGGGACUGAGCCUGGCUGGGAUGGGCCCUUUGGGAUUAGGGGCACUAGUUCAAGGUCACUAUGCAAAUCUCUCCACUUAAUAGCUUGGUCUAAACACUUUGGAAAAAUCACUGUGGAAUCAGUGAGCUGUUGCUUGUACUAUGACUGUAUUUAUUUAGUGCGUUGAGAUUGAGGAUGACAGAAUAUGUGACAGCCAUCUGGGUUUGAACGGGGGCU